This is a messenger RNA of Pezoporus flaviventris, 1229 nucleotides long. RefSeq names its product lysyl oxidase like 3 (gene LOXL3). Lineage: Eukaryota; Metazoa; Chordata; Aves; Psittaciformes; Psittacidae. Gene Ontology annotation, biological process: inflammatory response; peptidyl-lysine oxidation. Gene Ontology annotation, cellular component: membrane. Gene Ontology annotation, molecular function: copper ion binding; protein-lysine 6-oxidase activity. The record is from RefSeq and is a predicted model, not a curated record.
GCCAGCUGGGGCCUGGGGUUCGCUAACCAUGGCUUACAAGUAGGUGCCAGAGCCAGCUUGGCCAGGGCAGUGUGCGCCAGCACCACCGAUCCGCCGGGAUUGGCACAGGGACCAGCAUGGGCCGGGAUGCACUGGGAUGGGGUCGGGUCCCUGCUCACUGCCCCAGGGCUUCCCUGCAGAUCCGCCUCUCGGGAGGCAGGACGCCGUUUGAGGGCCGCGUGGAGGUGAAGCGAGGCAGUAAGUGGGGCAUGGUGUGCAGCGAGGGCUGGACCACCAAGGAGGCGAUGGUGGCCUGUCGCCAGCUCGGUCUGGGCUAUUCCCUGCAUGCGGUGACGGAGACCUGGUACUGGAUGCCAGACGUGACGGAGAUGGUGCAGGCGGGGAAGUGCGCUGGGCAUGAGAUGUCCCUGAGCCACUGCCAGCACCACGGCUCCAGCAUCAACUGCAGGAACACGGGCACACGCUUCGCUGCCGGCGUCAUCUGCUCCGAGACCGCCUCCGACCUGCUGCUACACGCGCCGCUGGUGCAGGAGACGGCGUACAUUGAGGACCGGCCGCUGCACAUGCUGUACUGCGCCGCCGAGGAGAGCUGCCUCUCCAUCGCCCGCCUCGCCAACUGGCCCUAUGGGCACCGCCGCCUGCUCCGCUUCUCCUCCCAGAUCCACAACAACGGCCGCGCCGACUUCCGCCCCAAGGCCGGGCGGCACUCCUGGGUCUGGCACGAGUGCCACCGGCACUACCACAGCAUGGACAUCUUCACCCACUACGAUAUCCUCACCCCCAAUGGCACCAAGGUGGCAGAGGGGCACAAAGCCAGCUUCUGCCUGGAGGACACCGAGUGCGAGGAAGACGUGGCCAAGCGGUACGAGUGUGCCAUCGGGGAGCAGGGCAUCACGGUGGGCUGCUGGGACCUGUACCGGCACGACAUCGACUGCCAGUGGAUCGACAUCACUGAUGUCAAACCGGGCAACUACAUCCUGCAGGUCGUGAUCAACCCCAACUUCGAAGUGGCAGAGAGCGACUUCACCAACAAUGCCAUGAAAUGCAACUGCAAGUACGACGGGCACCGCAUCUGGGUGCACAGCUGCCACAUCGGUGAUGCGCUCAGUGAGGAGGCCAACAAGCGCUUCGAGCAGUACCCGGGGCAGCUCAACAACCAGAUCUCGUAGGGCCCAGCCCGGGAGACACCGCCGGGAGCCCCGGGGGGGGGGGGGGGGCACCUCCUGCCC